Messenger RNA from Dinoponera quadriceps, 1911 nucleotides. RefSeq names its product motile sperm domain-containing protein 2-like. NCBI's taxonomy places the organism in Eukaryota, Metazoa, Arthropoda, Insecta, Hymenoptera, Formicidae. The record is from RefSeq and is a predicted model, not a curated record. The transcript has 9 exons. Bases 235 to 1731 code for a protein of 498 amino acids.
AGUUUAAUCGGGUUUAAUUGUCCGUGGCGCUCUCGAAAGUCAGUCGGAAACGUUACUAGAGGAGAAUUACGAACGGCAUGCGCGGCGUGGCGCGCACCGAUCCAGCGUGCGGAUAAACAAUUAUCAUUUUGUUAUCGUGCUGGGUUCUUCACGCCGGUCAAAGUGUGUUCGGAGUUUGGACUCGCUGAGGAAGUAUUAUUGAAGCGAAGAGUCUCUCAGUUCCAUCGCAGCUCGAUGAUGGAAGCGCAGACGAAGGCGAUCACGGAACUUCGCGAGAAGUUUCUUAAGAAAUUAAGCGACGAGGGUCCGCCUGAUCUCAAAGGUUUUCAUCCUGCGGAUAUAGCUAGAAUAAACACCGAUGACUGGUUGAAGAGAUUCUUGGAACAUCAUGAAUACAACAUGCAAGAAGCAUUUAAUAUGCUGUGGGAAACUUGUAUUUGGAGGAGAAAAAUUGGCGCGAACGAUAUCAAUGAAGAUAAUGUAAAGAGAGAAUAUUUAGAAGAUGGAUCCUUCUUUAGCCAUGGUAAAGAUAAAGAUGGCAAGAAACUUAUCAUAAUCAAGUCAAAGUUGCACUUUAAGGGAGCCAAAGACUUCACAGAGCUUCAAAGAUGUAUAGUUUAUUGGUUUGAGAGAUUAGAAAGAGAAGGUAAUGGAAAUCAAAUUUCAAUCUUUUUCGAUAUGGCAGAAACCGGACUCUCUAAUUUGGAUAUGGAGUUCACCAAAUAUCUCAUUGGCUUGUUCAAGUCUUAUUACCCAUAUUUCCUUAACUAUAUCAUAAUCUUCGAGAUGCCAUGGGUCUUAAAUGCAGCUUUCAAAAUCAUAAAAUCAUGGUUACCCGCCAAAGCAAUUCCAAAAAUUAAGUUUGUCAACAAGAUCACUUUGAAAGAGUUUGUUGAUCCCAAUGACGCUCUUAAAUGUUGGGGUGGUAAUAACGAUUAUACCUUCGUAUUUGUCCCAGAAGUACAAACCAAUGAAGAUGCAUUGAAUGGUAAAUUGGAUAAUAAAAAGGUACACUUUGCGGAAGGUUCACCACUUACAGAACAAAGUCCAGCAAGUUUUGCAGACCAAACCAAUGAAGAACAAUUAUUAUCCGUAGAACCUGAUGCGAUUACAUUUAAUAAAGAUGGAAAAGAAAUCACUGGAGUGAUUAUACUUAAGAAUAUCACAACUGACAAGAUUUUGUCUUAUAAGAUAAAGACGACGUCUCCCGAAAAGUUCAGAGUACGACCAAGCUCAGGGAUUCUGCAACCAUCUGAGCAGAAAAGCAUUGCGGUCGUAUUGCAGCCUGGCUAUGAUGUGCGUGGUCUGUUGCACAAUGAUCGAUUUCUAGUCAUGUGCCUUCCUGUAAAGAACGCAGAUAUCGCAGCGCAAGAUCUGCAUACACUGUGGAAAUCUGGAAAACCAACGGAACAACAUAAACUGAAGUGUUGCGAUGGUACUGAAAAUAAUGAAACGCAGAAAUCCCAGUCAAUAUUAACAUCUAAUGCAGCGGGAACUGAUCGGAAUAUUGAUGCAUUUUUCUCUAAGAUGGAUCAUUUAGAAGAUAUUUAUAAGAAGCUGCACACUAAUAUCGAGGCAUUAAAGUAUAUAUUUCUUAUUUGUAUGGUAACAAUAAUUGUAAUCACAUUAGUGAUACUUUACACUUUAAAAAGCGAUAUCAAAGAAUCAAUAGAUCGUUUGCACGAUGAUAUUAAAGAAACAAUGUACCAAGAGCACUGCCGCAGUAUUUAGAAGAUUUGUUUGUAACCACACAUAAUAUGUAAACAAAUUUUGAACAAAAAUUUUUAUGGGAAUUUUAUAUUUUACACAUCCGAUAUGCGAUUAUAAGCAUUUUUUUUCUCUGUAAUGAUCUGUAAAUAAGUAUUAUUGUGAUUAAUUUUAUAUUUUAUUAUGUAAUUGUUCAAAUAUGUA